AUGGAGACCAUAGCAGCACUAACUAAAAAUACAUUUAAAUUAACAGCCAAUCUCAAACCACUCGAUAAAGAUAUAGUUCAACUUCAAUAAGAUUAUGAAAUCAUGAAAAAGAAUUGA
Molecule: messenger RNA, 117 nt
Organism: Paramecium tetraurelia
Lineage: Eukaryota; Ciliophora; Oligohymenophorea; Peniculida; Parameciidae
Exons: 1
Source: RefSeq, a predicted model, not a curated record